CACUCACUCCACACACUCACAAGUACACACAAACUUUUACCAGCACAAUGAAACUCAAUUACCACCACCACCACACAUUCCCAUGGCCACCACCACCACCACCACCACCUCUUUUUUCCUUCCAAACUCAUUCAACACUCAAAACACCAACAAAAAAUUCCCAAAACACCCCUACUCUCCCCCAAAGUUCACCGCCUCAUCUAUCACAUCCCAAUCAUCAAAAUCCGCCAAAGACCAUCUCCUCACCCUAAUCUCCGACCAAGACCGCGGUCUCAAAACUCAAAACAACCCUUCCAAAUUAGCAUCGAUAGUUUCCGCGAUCGAUGCAUUGGCCGCGAUUAGCACCGGCUCUGUAACAACCGGCGACAACUUAUCUGCCACGUGGCGGUUACUCUGGACUACAGAGAAGGAGCAGCUGUUCAUCAUUGAGAAAGCUGGCUUGUUUGGAACCAAAGCUGGAGAUGUAUUGCAAGUCAUUGAUGUUCGGAAUUUGAGUCUCAAUAAUGUUAUUACGUUUCCUCCUGAUGGAGUUUUCUUCGUUCGAUCAAAUAUUGAGGUUGCUUCAUCGCAGAGAGUGAACUUCAGAUUUACUAGUGCAGUGUUACGUGGGAAGAACUGGGAAAUACCAUUGCCUCCAUUUGGACAGGGUUGGUUUGAUACUGUAUACCUCGAUGAUGAACUUCGAGUUGUAAAGGAUAUCAGGGGAGACUAUUUAGUUGUUGACCGAGCUCCCUAUAGCUGGAAAGAAUGACUGGAAUCUUCAGUCAUUGUUUGCUCAUCUUCAUUGAAAACACUCAAUUCAACUGCGUGUAUGGUUUCAGUUCUGUCUUUGUACUUAAUUAUGUUCGAUGUUCAUUUAGUUUUCUGAAUACUGAAUUGCCUCUUGAUCUCCUUUGUAAAUCAUAUUGUUUGUUCUUAAAUAACAAUUAGAGAUUGCUACAA
Messenger RNA from Trifolium pratense (red clover), 942 nucleotides. RefSeq names its product probable plastid-lipid-associated protein 11, chloroplastic. NCBI's taxonomy places the organism in Eukaryota, Viridiplantae, Streptophyta, Magnoliopsida, Fabales, Fabaceae. The record is from RefSeq and is a predicted model, not a curated record. Bases 83 to 751 code for a protein of 222 amino acids. The transcript is spliced from 3 exons.